This is a messenger RNA of Rotaria socialis, 501 nucleotides long. The record is from the annotation of a GenBank genome assembly. NCBI's taxonomy places the organism in Eukaryota, Metazoa, Rotifera, Eurotatoria, Philodinida, Philodinidae.
AUGAGUAAACAUCGUACAUCAAUGUUUCGUUAUCGAACUGUUCGUCCUUUACUUGUAUCAUCACCUGUUUCCGACAGAAACAUUUCAUUAGAUCAUUCUCAACCAGCUGUUAAUACAAAUCAACAGGUUUUCAAUGAACAGCAGAUUUCUAAAAAUUGUCAUCAUCAUUCUUCUACGAAUGAAAAUGAAUAUCGAAAUAAUCACAGUAGUGAUUUAAUUCAUUUCAAUGAAAUAUCGAAAUCUAGCAAUAGUAUUACACGUCGAAAACGACAAACAAGAAAGAAAGACAAUGAAAAUGAAUCUUGUGAACAAUCAAAUGAAAAACCUUCAUUAUUACAAAUUUAUGUAAAUAAUACUCUUCUUAUUCUAAUUCGUUUAAUGAUACUUGUCAUCAUUAUAUUCAUAAUUAGUUUUAUAUUUUAUUAUUCUAUUGUUCAUAUUUAUCCAAAACCAAAAAAGAGUGAAUGGGAACAAAUUAUUGAUUGGUUUACUCUAGAAUAA